Magnolia sinica is the source of this 1531-nucleotide messenger RNA. RefSeq lists its product as uncharacterized. Gene Ontology annotation, biological process: cellular response to oxidative stress. Bases 359 to 1414 code for a protein of 351 amino acids. Gene Ontology annotation, cellular component: cytosol; cytoplasm. Gene Ontology annotation, molecular function: quinone reductase (NADPH) activity. The record is from RefSeq and is a predicted model, not a curated record. Lineage: Eukaryota; Viridiplantae; Streptophyta; Magnoliopsida; Magnoliales; Magnoliaceae. The transcript has 4 exons.
GAUCCCUCCAUCCAUAAUCGGCACAGAAGAUGGACAGUUCCGAUUAUCCAUCCACCUCUGCAUGUGGAAGUACGCUUGUACCUAGGAAUCGGCAAGAUAAAGGAUAAGAAUAUUAGUUACUCAGCAAAUGGUGAUGGAGAUUUGGGAGGGAGAACAAUGCUCUUUGGUGCAGCGUUAGUGUGGAGAAAUACGGUGAGUCAGAUAGGGGAUGCAAGCAAGGUAUCAGAAGCAGGGCAGCUCUCUCAAAAAUGUUGUCAGGAUUCAUGGCUUUGGGUGAUCAGUCAAAGCCCUGGGGCAAACUGUUGGAGGGGAGUUUUCAUUGUGGUAAACGACAGUCAAUCGGUCUGCUUUUGGGAAGAUGAAUGGGUCAAUGAUUGUUCGUUGGCCACAAAAUUCUCAUGGCUUUCAGAAUCGCAUGCGCAACAAGGGUGCUUCAGCUUCAGUGAGAGAAUGCCUUGAGCAUCGUGAACAUAAAUGGGUGUGGGUCAUCACCAGUGGAAGGAAUCUCAGGGAGGUAGAGAUGGAAGAUCUCCACGCCUUACUAAACUUGUUGGAAGAGAUGCAUCUCAGUCACCGAGGCGAGGAUAUUAGAUUCCGGAAGAUAGAAUCAUCGGGCUUUGAGGCAGUUGGAGUGGUGACAGCUGUGGGACCUGGACUGACCGGCAUGAAAGAGGGGGAUAUCGUUGCUUAUGCAGAAAACCCAAUGGGAUCUUACACUCAAGAACAGAUCCUUACUGCGAGUGUUGCGGUGCGCGUUCCACCUUCUAUCGAUCCAAUUGUCGCAGCAUCCAUCAUGCUUAAGGGUCUGACAGCACAGUUCCUCGUACGCCGAUGCUUCAAGGUUGAACCCGGGCACACCAUCCUUGUCCAUGCAGCAGCUGGAGGUGUUGGGUCUCUACUCUGCCAGUGGGCACAUGCCCUUGGUGCCACCGUCAUUGGAACCGUGUCAACCGAAGCCAAAGCAGCUCAAGCAUCUAAGGAUGGAUGCCACCAUGUCAUAAUCUACAGCCAAGAGGACUUUGUCAGCAGGGUCGAUGAGAUAACGUCCGGUGAAGGAGUCAACGUGGUCUAUGAUUCUGUCGGGAAAGACACAUUCCAGGGAUCGUUGGCAUGCUUGAAGACUCGCGGAUACAUGGUGAACUUCGGGCAGUCAUCUGGUAUGCCAGACCCUGUUCCGUUGUCAGCCCUCGCUGCCAAAUCCUUGUUCCUGACAAGGCCCUCACUCAUGCAAUACAAUGCAACUCGAAAUGAGCUGCUGGAAGCUGCCGGAGAACUGUUUGCCAGCAUUGCGUCAGGUAUGCUGAAGGUCCCUGUUAACCACACCUACCCUCUGUCUCAAGCCGCGCAGGCUCAUGCAGACCUUGAGGCAAGGAAAACCACUGGUUCUGUGGUGUUGAUACCAGAUUCCGACUGAUAUGUUGCAAACCCGAGGUGUUUGGAAGAAACUAAAAUGGUCUUUUAAUAGAUAUAAUCUGAACUUGGAGAUUGAAAAUUUUGGUGAAUACAUGCACGUAAUGCAGGUUUGGAUGAA